GUAACAGCAGUGUGUGGAGAGUUCUGAGAGGAGGAGUGUGUAUGGGUUUCCGUGUGUUUGUUUGAGUCUAGCGGCUCAUUGGGGGGGAGCUGAGUGUAUGUGAUUGUAUGUGUUUGUAUGUGCAAUAACCCUGCGCCAUGGUGCUGAUGAUCGAGCAGACAGAUCGGAUUUUCACACCGCUGUCAUCUCCUGAAGGAGGAAAAACCAGCAGGAUCGACAAGAAAGACCUCCGAAUACAAACUAACUCAGAAGCUGAAAAUGUAGAGGAGAAGCUCUACACAGAGUCCGAUCUGUCUGAGAGCAGGAGGAAGUCUCCUAUCCUGAGGAUUAAACUGCCCGAUCAACCCUCACUCACACUCAGUCCAACAGACUCUGAGUCAAAACUAGAGAGGAAGAAAACUCAGUACAGCCAGUUCUCCAAAGCAAACGCACAGUAUCAUAAGCUCUUCAAAGAAUUAAGCAAUGAUGAGAUCCUCAAACAAAGUUAUACUUGUGCUCUCCAGAAGGACAUACUUUAUCAGGGAAGGCUUUUUGUCUCGGAUAACUGGAUUUGUUUCCAUUCCAAAGUGUUUGGCAGGGACACCAAGAUCGCUAUCCCAGUUCUCUCUAUCACCCUUAUAAAGAAGACAAAAACUGCCCUUUUGGUGCCAAAUGCACUUGUUAUCACAACUACAACUGAAAGGCAUCUGUUUGUGUCGUUCCUGUCCCGGGACACUACAUACAAGUUCCUGCUGUCAGUCUGCAUUCAUUUACGUGUAGAGAAUGCAGGCAGCACCCCGGUCACAUCAUCAGCAGAGAACAGCUUCAGAGCGGACUGCCCUUCGUCACUUCCUCUGGUUAGUGUUGAUUUGCCUGUGGUUCCUUCAUUUCCAUCCCACAAGAAGGUUUGUCAUGCAACUCCAAAGAACAUCCUGCAUUGUGUAAAGUCACUGUGGAAAGAUUUCUCAGCUGAUUUUUCAGAUCUUGAUGGAGUAGUGCGUCAGAGAAGGCAGGAACUGCUGGACAGUAGCAGUUCAGGCUCCCAGACCCCAGAUUAUGAAAAGAUGACUGAGUUCCCCCCCCUCACUGAAAACUUCCUGGACGUGAUGAAGAGCGGAGAGAUGGCCGUCCACGCUGACAUUCACCUGCAGACCAUCAGCACAAAGCAACACAAUGGUCCAGUUAAGGCUGUAAACGGUCCCAACCAGCAGGAGAAGUUUCUCUAUCCAUUGUCUCUGAACAGUCUUCUACUCGUCUAUUUAUUCUUGGUGUGUGUUCUCGUCUUGUCUUCGUGUUACAUGGCUUUUAAGAUCCUGGCUCUCGAGCAGCGGCUGAAUUCACUGGGCUCAUUGGGAGACUAUUCACACGAGAACGCGCUUCAUCAUCGAUCUCAAGUAGCAGCCAGCGCAGAGAUCUACGGCGAGCUGUCCACAAACCUGUUCAAGUUAGAAAAGAUUCAGAAGAACCUGCGAAAGCUGCUUGAAGGGAGCUGAGUGUCCUGGCGGAAGGACAAAAAAACGCUUCAAAGACUCGACGAACAAGAGGAACCAUAACUGUGCAAUAGCUACACAGCCUUUCUCUCUCUACUUGGGAGUGCACACUUUUUUUUCUUUUUUUUUUUACCUGAAUCAUGGCAUUUCAUCCAAGGAUGAUGGAGAGAGAAAAAGCUUUAUAUUUUAGUACUGUAGAAUUUAAAAGCUUCAAGCUAGUAAGAAUAAAUGAGUCCCAAGGACUCUGGGUUUUGUAUGUUUAACUUUUCAGAAAUAAAACCAGAUUACAAAAAAUGUAGCUUUGUGACGAUUUGUUACAAUUUAGAAUGGUCAAUAAAAUAUUUAUAGUUUCUGUCA
Messenger RNA from Ictalurus punctatus (channel catfish), 1826 nucleotides. RefSeq names its product GRAM domain containing 2B (gene gramd3). The record is from RefSeq and is a predicted model, not a curated record. The coding region runs from base 138 to 1472 and encodes 444 amino acids. Lineage: Eukaryota; Metazoa; Chordata; Actinopteri; Siluriformes; Ictaluridae. The transcript has 14 exons.